ACAAUGUCAAUUGGGAACAAAAGUAACACAAAAAAGGAUGGGAGAAGAGAGAGAAGAUUCGCAGAAGCUGAAGAAGAUGGCGGCGGCUGCCUACGAUUACGAGAACGACCCAAGGUGGGCAGACUAUUGGUCCAAUGUCUUGAUUCCUCCUCACAUGGCAUCUCGCUCCGAUGUGGUUGAUCAUUUCAAGCGCAAGUUCUACCAGCGCUAUAUCGAUCCUGACCUUGUGGUAGAGGCUAUGUCAUCAUCAACACCAUCUGCUUCAUCAUCAACCUCAUCAUCAUCAGCGAAUGAAAGCACUCGAGCACGCAAUGCAGGCUCAACCACUAGAAGUUCAAGGGCAUCAGCAGCUGCCACUUCAAAUACAACUUCUAUGCGCUGGGAUCGGCAAACAAUACAAUUUUCUGUCAAUGCUUGGGUUUUUAUUGUGGCUGUGCUUGCCAUCUUUCCACUUGUUACUAGAACUCUUUCUAUUAGAGCAUAUCGACUGUCGUUCAUGGGCACUGCUUGUUCCGCUCUAUACUCUUUGUAUGCACUAUAUGGGAUACCAAGGGCCUGUAAUUUGCAGGCUAUUCAAGUGUAUUUUCAAUCAAUAAUUACAACCAAAGAUUUUAUCUACUUUAUCUACAGCCUUACAUUUGUCACUUCUCAUCUCUGCCUUAAAUUUGCUUUGAUUCCCAUUUUAUGCCGAGCACUUGAACAUGUUGCAAAGUUCUUAAGGCAUAACUUCAAUCGUUCUACCUUGUACAGGAAGUAUUUGGAAAAUCCUUGUUUGUGGGUAGAAUCGAACACCACUACUCUUAGCAUACUCUCUUCACAUGCUGAGAUCGGAGUUGGCUUCCUUCUAAUCAUUUCUUUGUUCUCGUGGCAACGCAAUAUCAUACAAACUUUCAUGUACUGGCAGCUAUUAAAGCUUAUGUACCGUGCUCCGGUUACAACUGGUUACCACCAAAGUGUUUGGGCGAAGAUCGGGAGGAUGGUUAAUCCUCUUGUCCAGCAGUACGCUCCAUUUUUGAACGGUCCGGUUUCUGCAAUACAGCGAUGGUGGCUCAGAUAGGAAGUCAAAAAUGGCCAAUAUGUAGAUGAAGAGGAGGAUGAAUUGUUCUACACAAGGUUUAGUUUGCAUCUCUUUUUUUUUUAGAUUAAAAACUGAUUUGGGAUAAAUGAUGAUGUGGCCAUCUUGACUGUAGAGGAUGGGGUUUAACAUUUAUUCAGCUAAUUACAGCCUUCUCUUGUUCUUAACCUUAUUAGACUUUUUUGUGUCAAUCAUUAAAAUUGUGUUUUUUUUUGCC
This is a messenger RNA of Gossypium raimondii (Peruvian cotton), 1292 nucleotides long. RefSeq lists its product as uncharacterized. The record is from RefSeq and is a predicted model, not a curated record. Gene Ontology annotation, biological process: membrane organization; endoplasmic reticulum tubular network organization. Lineage: Eukaryota; Viridiplantae; Streptophyta; Magnoliopsida; Malvales; Malvaceae. The coding region runs from base 38 to 1057 and encodes 339 amino acids. Gene Ontology annotation, cellular component: endoplasmic reticulum; membrane. The transcript has 9 exons.